This is a messenger RNA of Biomphalaria glabrata, 5895 nucleotides long. RefSeq lists its product as uncharacterized. The transcript is spliced from 5 exons. The coding region runs from base 3618 to 5045 and encodes 475 amino acids. The record is from RefSeq and is a predicted model, not a curated record. NCBI's taxonomy places the organism in Eukaryota, Metazoa, Mollusca, Gastropoda, Planorbidae.
ACCUUUAGCUCUGUCUAUUUCCACGUCUAUUUCCACCGUCUAUUUCCAUGUCUUUUUCUCUAUUUUCACGUCCACUGACACUCCAGAAGUAGUAGUUUAAAAGUUUACUUUUAUUGUAGGCCUUUUUUUAAUUUAAAUUUUUGGGCUGAGUAAAUAGACUCUACGGUUUGAUUUGAGGGUAAAAUACAGAAGAAAUAAACAACAAAGUAAUAGGAAGACUUACGUUGCUCAAACUUUAAACAGCUGAGAGGCUGUUCAUCGUUGCAGUACACAAGGGAUUUCGUCAAUGGAGUAGCAGUCAUAAAGUACUCAACAUAGUUUCUUGUUUUCACAUCACAUGAUGAAGUCAUCCCAAAGUAGCUCCACCCUCAAGGCUUACUGGCCUCCAGGUCAAGUUCAAGGACACAUUAAGUGUCUUCAGCUAUACACAGAUCAAAGAAACAAAAUAACUUCCAGCUUCCAAGUAAAUGUUUACGACAGGCCUCAUGUUGUGGUUCAAAACGUUACAUUUUAUUUUAACAAUCUUUAACCCCGUAAAGUGCAGAGAAACUAGGACAGAGCACAAUUCGGUCAUUAAAAUGGCGGACUGAGACAUUGUUGUUGAAGUGAGAAAAAAAUAAGGGGGGUGGGGGGAUGGAGUGAAUUAUGGAGGUAAUAAAAAAGUCUUGUAAUUUUAUAAUUGAAAACAUGCCAUUUGAUGAUUUUUUAAGAUGUUGUGCAUUCUCUUAUCUUUUCAGCUGGCAUUGGCACACACACACACAACAAUUGGUAUGUCUUUAAAACACUCUAUUAGAAUAAAGAAAUGACCAAAGCAUCUAAUAAUAAGCUCCCCACCAUUGAUGGUCUUUAAGGGCAAACUAAAUAAAUAUUAGCUGCCAUUUAAACAGUGGCGUAGCUAGAGGGAGGAGGGGGACGAAUUUGAAGAUCCCCUCCGGGCUCCCACUUGAGGGGGCUCCCAAAUGAGUGUCUAAAAUUUUGUUUUUAAAUAAAUUAAAUAUUACGUCACUGUCAUGUAAACCUGCAUUUCACGUUGCUCUAUAUGUUCGUGACCCUGUUGUAUGUAUUCCACACAGAGUAUUAACUCUUUCCAUGCGGGGUUACGCUCAAUUUCAAGGAGAAGCGCUGACUAGUGCCGCGUUACUUUCAGGAAGUAACUUGGUAUAUUGGCUAGUUUAUUUCAUCAUCCUUAUCAUUUAAGAAGAAACCUGAUAAGAGCACUGAAAACAAAGAAGACCAUGAACGUGUCAGAGAAAAGUCUCACUAUUCAGAUGAUUCAUACAAAGAUGCAGCAGUCGAAGAAGUGAAAAUGUCUCUUGAUAAAGGUAGUAGUGCUCAAACGUUGCAACCUCCAACCAAAUACUGCUAAAUCGGGCCACUUCAAUUCCGUUAUGUAAGAGAUCAUUCUUAAAGCUCAAGUUAAUCAAAAACUAUCCCAGGAGCACAAUGACGCAAGAAAGGCUUAGCAUGGUUUUAAUGUCUGCGGAGUCACAAAAAACUAGACAGAAUCGAUGUUGAUGCUAUAGAUGCUUUAGCUGCACAGAAAGCACGACGUGAAGCGAUAUGAAUUGAGCUUUGUCACUUGUGCAUUAUUUCGCCAAUAAACAACGGUAUUAUUCAUUAAAAGAAUCUUAAUGAUAAUUUUUUUUAAAAUUUUACUGAUAUACUGAACCAAUUUGAAUUUAGGCUUAAAUGUUAAUUAAGCUCAUUAUCUCAUGCCAUGAUGUCGAAUGUCAAAAUGCAAGGGGCCCCCAAAGAGGUCGAUCCCCCCGGGCCCACGAAUCCCUAGUUACGCCCCUGUGUCAUUACCAAUCGAGAUAGCUAAAAGAAUUUGUUUCCAAAGGGAAAUAGUCAUACUGUAUUUUUUUUAAAUUUAGAGAUGUGUGUGUGUUUUUGUGUGUUGUGAUAUCGGAGUAAAAAAAAGGUUUUCAUAGGUGCAACAUGCAUAGGCCUACAUCUUGUAUACACACACACAUAUUAUAUGGCAUUCAUUGGUAUACAUUAUUAAUACUUCUGCACCCUGUGUACCAGAUACACUAAAAAGGUUGCUAUACAUGUGCUAAUAUGUUUAUAUUGAGUAGUUACAUUUCUCAAAUGUUUUGUGAGAAAGUAGGAUGUGACGUAAUAAAAAAAGAGAGCCUUCUAUGUCUACUUGUAUAAACACAAAGUCUCUGUUAUUACUAUUGUUAUUAUUAAUUAUUAUAUUUAUUUAUCUGUGAUAACAGAACAAUAUAGGCAUUUUCCUCCAUUUUAUGAAAAUACCAGUUACAUGUAAACAACAAGAUAUAAAGGACUUUAUUAUUUUUUUGUUUGUUAAUCCUCAGAACUACGAUUCCCACAAAAGGAUCUCCUUGUAAUAUUAAUUUGUGAAUACAAUCGACUCACAGAGGCGUCAGUUACGGACAACACAAACUCCCUCGAUAAUCUUUUCUUGUGUAAAUUAGUGUAGUUUUGUUAACUAGUGGUACAAAAAAGAAAGAUACCAUACUAAAUGUUGAUUUAUCACUAGUCUAUACUAAAGUACUAAGUCUAUUCUGUUUUUUAAAUGAUUAAUUGACAGGAUUUCCUUUUAAUCUCUACCUAGUAGACCUGACAGUUUUCUCCCACUACUCUCAGUGUCCCAACAUUAUUUGAGAAUUAAAGAAACAUCUUGUAAUCUACAUUGAAACACAAAUUCCAUCUGAACAUUUCAUCAACAAAGCUAACCCCCUUUCUUUUUAAGCAGGUAACAAGCUUACCUGGACAUUAGGGAAGUUUAUGAGGGUUGUGUCUUUGUUUUUAUUUCUUUGAAACAUUGGCUAGAUUUGGCUGAUUUACACAAAAUGAACUAGUACCAGAAAUGCAAUGUUCUUUUUUUUUUUUUUAAUGUACAUGUUUUAUGAUUCUUGUACGUUGUAUCCAGGGCUUAGGCAUUCAUACUUAGUAUUCUUGGACCUUAUCCCCUCUAAUGUUAAUAGAAAAGUUUAUGUUAAGAGGCGUGGUUAAAAGAAGGUCAGUGCUGGGAUUUCCAAAAUUUUCGUGACGUCACUGGAGGGGGGUAUUGUUUUCUCUAAAACAUUAUAUGAUGAUAGGACUUUUAUCAAGUUUUAACUUCACAUCCCAUUUUACUAACUAAUGGCAUCGUUAUAAAACAAAAUAGGAGCAAAAGAGUUAAAGGGGAUAGGGGUAGAACUUUUAACUUAAAAUGUAUAAGUAGAAAGAGGACCAGUGAGUAUUUGAAGAAGCUCUCUGACUGUUAAAACAUAGAUAACCAAAUAGAAUCAGUGGUUUACAGACAUCUUUUUUCUCUUUUUCGUGGAUGUUUGCAUAAAAGUACACGAUUUAAAUUGUAAUAGUUCAUUUCAGAAAUAAGUCUACUAUAAAAGUUGACAGCUAAACAAUCGAACCAAAGUGUUACAUGUACUAUUUUCUUAUUUGGAGAAUAGUUUCAUAAUGCAUAUUUAUAUCGGAUUUCGUUUCUUAAAAUUGUGUAUAUUUACUAAGUGAUGGAAAUAUAAUUAAGAAAUCAAAGUAAAAAAAAUCACAUUAUUAUAACAUACGCCGUAAUCUUACUAGAGUUUGAAACACCCUUGAACAAAUGUCCUUUUAUAUUUGGCUAACCAAUAUUACUAUUGGAAUCCAUGUUUCAUGUCAGAAAAGAUGUGAUAGUGAUAAUUGUGUUUUGCUGUAGUUCGAUAGGAUGCUGGACUAUGGAUAUGAUUGUUUAUGCUCACUGGGACUAUCCUUCUGAGUUCAGUCGUGCUUUGUUUGUGAUUGUGUUUGGUAUAAGCACAGCUGCAGUACUGCUCUCAGUGUUUGUAUUACAAGUUUCCGGCUUGGCUAUUUGCAAUCAAAGUUGUAGAGUGAGAAAUAUAGGCACAGGAUUGUCGUACUUUUCAUUUUUUAUAAGUUUACUAAAUGGCGCGACUCUGGCAUUGUAUCAUUUGGACAUGUCUCUUGAAAAGGAUCCUGGUUACAGCGUGGUAGCUAUAGGAUGGUCCCAAUAUUGCUUGAUAAGCUCGUCCUUGUUGUACCUCACAGGAGCCUUCCUGAACAUUGCAGACUACGUAAAGAGAAACAUGUCAGUACACGUGGAGGACUGGCUCUUCAGAGAUACAGAAGCAGAUUUAGUGCAGAAAUCAGGCCCCCAGCGAAAAGUCCUGAACGACAGCCGUGAAUAUAUCAGUUCCGAAACAAAGCCUGGUCUAAGCACGUUUAAAACGGCUGUUAAAAAAGUUGACGCUGCUGUUAGAAUCGCAUCGACUAAAGGAAACAGUAAUUUCCCACGUGACGACAUCGCAAGAACGAAAACGAAUGAAAAAAUGUUCAUGAUCAGCCACUCCGGGACCUCAAACGGCAGGCUGAACAACGUCAUAUCCGACAGAACAUUUCAAAACUUCAAUAGAAAGAGCUCCACUGAUAAAAUCGAACGUUCUUGCUUAAGCUUGAGGAAUGUAGAUUCCGAGGAUAUGUCUGUUAUGAUGCCUUCAAUGGGCUCAAAUACGAUACCCAUCCACCAAAAUGAUAGGUGUGAGAGCCUUGCAACGCCUGCAGUUCACAGUAACUACCCGAAACUUGAAGGAGGUGAACGCGUGAGCCUUAAAUGUGUCUCGAAUGGAAAAAGUAAACUGAAACCUGGGAAAAACGAUCAAAAUAAUCGUCGAGGCUCAGCCGUCGAGGAAGCUCUUUUGACUGUCAGUCAUUUACUGGAUAACGCUGGAAAUAGAUCUAAUACACAACCUCAUCUCAGUGAAGCUUCUUUUUCUAAUGACUCUGCCACUUUGGAGUUGACUCCACGUCAUAAUUUCAACAAAGAAAAUGACUCACGUAGUCAACAUACUCCUGGCCACUCUCGUUUCGCACAAGUAGUUAGAAAAUACAGUCAAGCGAACAGUUGUGAGAAUAAGAUGGCGUCUUCUAGCCAAGAAUGCAAAGAGAACGUCUGCAAUUCAGAAGCGGAAGUAGAGAAAUGUAAACACCAUCUAUGGUCUGAAGAUCGCGUGAAAAGAUUGCACGUCAUGGCAAGUAUGAAGAGUAGAGACAGACCGAAAAGAAAAAUAUUGGAGUGAAGUAAAGAGUUGUUUCCCUUACGUUUCCUGACGUUGAGAACAGAACACGGUUUACUUGGAAACUCUGUGAUGACGUAGAACGAAAAAAGAAAGCCACAGAAUGGAAGAUAUAUUUUUAUUCGUUAAUUUGUGUGUGUGUUAUAUUUUGUUAUUAAUUGAAUCUAUCGAUUCACUUUUCAUUUUUACUAUAUUGGAUUUUUUAAAAAAUAUUCAAAUUAUUGCUUACAGUAUUUAAAUAACGGUCAUCAAUGUUAACUUAUUUUUACAAAGAUUAUAUCAACUCAGCACCAUCACUUGGUAAAAAGUUUGUGCACGUUAUUUAUCCCACAUCCACUUUCGAAUGAAGUUAAAACUCAACAAUUAUUCAUUGGCGUAGACAAUAUAUGAAUCAAUAUUUUUUUUUUACCAAUUAGUUAAUUAAUUACUGGUUAUUAAUUAUUUUGUUUUAUACCAACAAGGGAAACUAAUCUUUCAGUAAUCCCAGAUAUGGCUAAAUAUCUUGGGCUUUGUUCUCCCACACCCAUUCUCGGAUUAAAUUGAAAAAUUAAACAAUUAUUUAUUGCACCUAACAAAACAUGAAUCCAAUAAAAAAAAUAACCAACUAGUAAAUUAUUUAUUGGUAAUUAAUUAUUUUGUUUGAUAAAAUAACUUCUACAUAAUUGAGAGAUAUAAUUGUAAUUGCGGAGAUCUUUCUUAGGUAACCUUUGUUUUUUAUUGUUUUUUUUUUUUCAAAAAAGCAUUUUUUUUUAACAUUUUGCUAUUGUUAGCUUUUGUUCCUGUGAGUUGUAACUAUGAAAAUUGCAAACUAGUCAUAAUAAAAUAUGUUGAUCAUUUUAUUUGGUACAUUAUA